AUGGCAAAACUAGAAGCUCACUUGUAUCAAUCACAGUUUGGUCGUGGCCCUGGAUUAAAUUUACUAAAUGGCAUAACACCGUAUACGAGUUGGUAUAUUCGUUUCGUAUUGGCUAAUUUAUGGUUAUUUGGCAGUUUAGUUGAAAAAGUAUUCUCCAAAAAGCCCGCAUUGAAUGCAUUACAACGUACAACAAUCGCUGUGACAUUGAUAUCAGGAGGUGUCAAAGAGAAUACAUUGCCACCAUCAGCCCAAUCGAAUGUCAAUCAUCGAAUACAUCCUGCUGAUUCAUGUCAAAAAAUAUUUGAACAAAAUAAACGUAUAAUCAAUGAUGAACGUGUUAAAGGAAAAAUUAAAUCUUGUGUAGAACCCAGUCCGAUUUCUCCUUUUGGAGAUCAUGUUUGGCCUUAUUCGAUAAUUAAACAUACAAUUCGACAAACAUUCAACGGAACAAUUGUCGUUUUACCGGGUCUCUCUUUGGGAGGAACCGACAGUAAAUCUUAUACAAGUUUAACAAAAAAUUUAUAUCGUUUUUCACCUUGCCAUUUAAUGCAUUCAGAUUUUCCAAGGAUACAUGGAAUAAAUGAACGUAUAACAAAAGCUGAUGUCGAACGUUAUUUGAACUUUUUUUAUCAUCUCAUUGUCAAUUCAAAUCUAGAGAUAUUACCAAAAAAUCACAUAAAAACUGAACUAUAA
Molecule: messenger RNA, 693 nt
Organism: Didymodactylos carnosus
Lineage: Eukaryota; Metazoa; Rotifera; Eurotatoria; Philodinida; Philodinidae
Source: the annotation of a GenBank genome assembly